AUGAAACUCACGUGGCACGUUCACUUUGGCACCAUUAUGGGACGCGCCAAAUUCUGGAAAACGGCCGACAUCAUUGUUCUCGAGACCUGGCACACUAUUGUUUUUUUCUUCGUUGUGGGACAGACCCUUGUUCUGUCUUCUAGCUUUCCGAGCAGAAUAAGGUGUUCCGCUCACAGCACACAUCCAGAUUCUUGUCUUGUAGAUGCGGAAGAGCUCGCGCACCAAGUCUCUGAAAUCAAUUCGCUUGGUUGUGGAGUAGUAGAAAAUAAGCUUACGCCGAUCGAACUGGUACUCCGCAUCCACCAAACGCAUGUUCUUCAACUCCGAAGAUGCCAGCAGUACCUCAUCUUGCGAACUGGUUGCAUUGGCAAUUUUGGACAAACAAAGCCGGCAUGCUUUUUCUUCGUCCUGUUUCUUAUUCAAAAUCUGCUGGAUCUCACUCUGUUGGGCCAAAGCCAAGAUAGCUUUGGGAGCAUGAAGCGUAGGAGGAGCGCAUCCAGCAGCAUGGUUUUGGUGUGGUCCAUGGCCCCCCAUGUGAUGAAGCAGUUUGACUGA
This is a messenger RNA of Clavispora lusitaniae ATCC 42720, 555 nucleotides long. Lineage: Eukaryota; Fungi; Ascomycota; Pichiomycetes; Serinales; Metschnikowiaceae. The record is from RefSeq and is a predicted model, not a curated record.